AAAACAAUCAAUCCCAGCCCUUCAUUCUAACACCGAAUGGCUCUCACUUGAGUACACGUGCUCCCAAUAUUUUCUUGCCUUUUUAAUGUUUUGCUUCCAUGCAUGGAAUUCUCCUCCAACUAUACCACACAAACAAUUUACAUAAAUUCAGAGAGAGAAAAUUUCUACAUUCAUUCCAACACUCACCAACACAACCAGCCAUGGCUUUGCUUUGAUUCUUCUUCUUCAUCGCCAUCGUUUGUUGCCAUCGUUUGCUACCAAAAUUGCCCAGUAAAACUGAUCAAUUGAGUCUUUAAAUGCGUGUUCUUGAGAAAUGUAAAGUUAAAGAAGGUUUCUUUUUGGUGGGUGCCUCUGAUCUUAUUCUUGUUAUGUGCUACUUCACAAAACAAAACUGUCCCAUCUUUUUAUGUUUUUUGAUUCCGUCAUUAGAUUGGUAAAGCAAUAAUUAAACUUGGGUGAUCUCGUGAUGAUCUUGUGAUUUGGUUGAUCUGGGUAUUUGAUUUUGCUUGCUGUUGGGUAUCUGCAAAAUGCAGUAUUUUUGAAGAAUGUUUUGUUGAGAUAGUAGAAUUUCAAGCUAUAUAUUGUUGAUCUUGUUUCGUUUUCUGGGUAGUUUUUAGUUUUGUUCAAUUUCGGAUCAAUAAUCAUGGAGGUAAAUGCGAAGAAAAAAUUGUUCAUCUGUAAGUUCUGUAACAAGAGGUUUCCGUGUGGGAAAUCGUUGGGCGGUCAUAUAAGGAUCCACUUGAGUGGGAGUCAUAAGAAUUCGAAUGGAAAUGGGAAUUCAACUGAUGAUAUAGAAGAAGAGAGAUUUGGUGGCAAGAAGGAAAUGGAGUUUGAAGCAGCUAACAAUGCACAAUCUAGCUAUGUUCUGAGAGAAAAUCCCAAGAAAACUAGGAGAUUUGUGCCUGAUUCAACCAAUCCUAACUUUUUCUUGGAGAAUGUUUGCAAGGAAUGUGGCAAAGGGUUCCAAUCAAUGAAAGCUCUCUCUGGACAUAUGGCUUGUCACUCCAAGAACAGCUUUGAAGAUCAAUCAGAGACUACUGAGAAGCAGCUGAAAGAUCAGAUUUUUGAUAGCCAAUCGGAUACCGAAACGUCCUCAGCUCCUAGUAAGAGGAGGAGAUCCAAGAGAAUGAGGUAUAAGAAUAUUAGUGUUUACUCUUCUUCACAUUGUUUACUUAAUACUGCUUCUUUAUCCUCUGCUUCUGAUAUUGAGCAUGAACAAGAAGAGGUAGCUAAGAGUUUGAUGAUGUUGUCUAAGGAUUCUGCUUUUAAGGGGUGCUUUAGUUCAAUUGGUGAUUCGUCUGAUAAUAAUUCUGUUGUUUUAGAGACUAAGUCAUCCACAUCUCAUAAAUUGAGGAUUAGUAUUAAGAAUAGUAAUGGAAUUAUGGAGACCAAGAAAGUAAAGCAGCAUGAAGUGAUGUCUUUUGGAGAUGAUUACUCUGAUAAUUCUGAUUCUGGGUACUUUAGAAAUGGACCUAAGAAUGUUGAAUCUGAUAUCUCGGUUCACGGGUCUGCUUCGAUCGAUGAAUAUAAGAAGCAUAAGGCGGAAUUCGGGUCUAGACUUGAAGAUGAAAUUAGUCCUGAAUUGGGGAAAAGAGUAAGAAGGUUAAGGCUUAUUAGAACAGAAUUCGGGAAGAAUGUGAUCGAGGAAGAUGGAUACGAUCAUGAAACUGAUCGAGUUUCUUCGAAGUAUACUUCAAGAAUUAGAGACAAGAAUAAUGACUCUAACAACCCGGAACUGCUCAGCAACAUUGUUUCAAAAACAGGCAAAUGGCCAAGUAACAGAAGCAGGCAUAGAAGGAUUAUUGGCUGUAGUGAUUCACUGUAUGAAAGUGGCGAAAACAGCGUCGAUACGGACUCUGCUCCUAAUCAUGGUAAGAGAAAGAUCCAAUCGAGCAAUGGAAAAAACCCCGUAAAGCACAACUUAUCGAGCGAUGCCGAUAAAAAAUCGAGCUUGCGAAAAAACAAAGUACAUGAAUGUCCAUUUUGCUCUAGGGUGUUUAAGUCAGGUCAAGCAUUAGGUGGGCACAAGCGGUCCCAUUUUGUUGGAUGUGGCGAGGAUCGAACGGUGGUGAUCAAUCAAGAAGUUUCCGAGAUGUCGAUGCCUGCGCUAAUCGAUCUCAAUCUCCCCGCUCCUAUGGAGGAAGAAGCAAAUGGAUACUAUAUACCAUCAUGGUAAACUAAACUAGGUCUAUGAAGCGAUCUCUAAUGGCGAGCGAGUUCAUUGAUGAAGAUGACAGCAAUGCUUAGAGUGUACAGGAAGGUUUUGGCUCUUUUGCUUCAGAUUCAAGGAUGUCUUAAUCUAACAGAAGGGCAACUGUUCUAUUUGUUGCUUAUGAAAUUGUAAGAAGCAUCAUUUUUGUUUUUUGUUUUUGUUUUUUUGCUUUAAAUUUAUAGGCCCUUUUGCUUUGGUAAACAUAAAAAACAACAGUUUAAAUUCCAAGUUUCUUUCUUUA
Messenger RNA from Mercurialis annua (annual mercury), 2453 nucleotides. RefSeq lists its product as uncharacterized. Lineage: Eukaryota; Viridiplantae; Streptophyta; Magnoliopsida; Malpighiales; Euphorbiaceae. The coding region runs from base 644 to 2176 and encodes 510 amino acids. The record is from RefSeq and is a predicted model, not a curated record. The transcript has a single exon.